Phalacrocorax carbo (great cormorant) is the source of this 5383-nucleotide messenger RNA. NCBI's taxonomy places the organism in Eukaryota, Metazoa, Chordata, Aves, Suliformes, Phalacrocoracidae. The record is from RefSeq and is a predicted model, not a curated record.
CCCCAUGAAUCUCGGGGUUUCAGCGCUGUGUAAAUUCCCCAGGGAUUCAGUGGAGGUUUGGGAAAAACCAGGCUGUGCUUGUGCAGUGAGUCGGGGCUGGCAGCGCCCGGCGAGGGCAAAAGGAACGUCGGGGUGUUCCUCCGCGCAGGGGGUGUAUUAAACCCGCUCCUCCAAGUCUUGUUCUGUGAUGGGUAGAGUAAGUUCCUGAAUUUCUAGUGUAAUCAUUGCUUGGGUUAUUUAGGACACGCUAUAAAAUUGAGUUAAUUCCCUCCUUGCGUGAGUGCGUUACCGGGGGGGUCCAGUGCCGUAGGCAAACACCAGGGUCCUCCGAGGUGCUGGAGUCCUGGAAAAUGGAUUUUUAUUUGAGAAUGAUUAUUACAAACAGGACAAUUUAUCCUUCUGAAACGCUGUUGUGUGUACUCAGCGACGACUCUUACGUGCUUGUUCAACAGGAUUAAAAUUGCUUGGUAAGGGACUACUUAAUUCAAAAGCCAAUUAGCCAGAUGCUGCUGUACAGCGUGAAUUAUGCUCCAGGUGGGCGGGAGGCGGCAGCUGGGGACAGCCCACCGUGCCGCCGGCCCGGGAUACCGCACCCGCCAUGCUAAAAACCCUCCCAGGAAGCAGAUUUAUUUAUUUAUUCUUCAGAACUCCGGGUUUCUCAGCAAAAGCAUCUUCCAAAGACUAAUAAAAAUAUAAAUCCAGACAAAUUUCUCACUGUUUACCUUCUUUUCCUUCAAAUAGGGAGCUAUCGAGUUCCGAAAGUUUACUGAAAUAACCUGUCUAGACGGAGCAGGAACAGCAUGGCGAGCUAACGCGGCGGGUGGGGGAUUUAGAAGUCCUUUCCUUUCUGACUUGCUGUCUGUAAGAUUUCCAAUGUUUUCCUUCUAUCUGAAUUAGAUGGAAUAUACCGAUAUUUGCGCAUUUAACAAUAACGCACGUUUCCAGCGCGAUUUGGAAAGGUUUUGUCGUCGGCUGCACGCUGGCAGCUCUGGGAGGAGUUUGGCUGCUCGGUCUGUAGCAGGAGGGAGUUGGGUUUCUGCGGGUUAUAUUGCUCCCCCGUCAGUUCUGUUAUAACUACAAUAUUUUAUUUUAAUCCUGCAGGUAGAUUUCUUGACAUUUUUGUAUCGAUGCUUUACCGUUUCUAUAGACGCGUCCUUCGCGCCAUAUCAGCCUUAUAUUGCCCUUAUCUGAAGGAGCUCGCCGCCUGUAAUGAGUUUAUUUGAACUUGAGUUAACCUUUGCUAUUUUACCAGUCUUGAAAUUUCCACUUGGGUUUUAAAAACGCUUGUGUGUUUUACAGCCCUCUCGCGCCGAUCUGUUUAAGGUUCCCAGCUAACAGCCGCGUCGAAGUUUCCAGCCGAUCUGCCGUGAGAGGCGCCGAGUUAAAGGCAGGUCCCGCAGCAGCCCGAACCCCGAUUCGGGCGUGAGCCGGAGCUGCUUUUGGCUCUCUGGCUCUGGGUUCUUACCACGGGGUCUGUCGGGUACAAUAUUAAUUGCAUCAUCACGGCGUAAAGAUUUGCCGUUCUGUACUCGUCAGACACAUCCGUGGGGUUUUGUUUCCAGUCCGUUAUUUUAUUACUUUUGUGCUCAGAAAUUCGGCUUGCCAAAGAGUAAUUCAGAACCUGUUGUAUGUUGUUUGUUUUCCCCCCAAGACUUAAUUACUCUUUAUUUUCUCCUUUGAAGUGGGUAAAACUAUAUUUCUUGGGCGAUGAGGUGCAGCGUUUCGCAGGCUUUUUGAGAUUUCCUGGUAACUUCUUUACUGGCAACUUAUAGUUUUUACAGCUUGUUCCUAGACUUUGUCUGAAGUGUUCCUGCAGUUAUUUGCUGUUCGGGGACGUACAGGCAGAGGCAGUUUUUAAGUGUUCCUUUGUUUCGUGAAUUAAGUUGGAGACAACUUGAGGGAGUUCACAUAAAGUACUGUCAAGCGUGACGUUACAGGCUUUUGUCAGUACCUGUGUGUUUCCAGGCUCCCUCCGGAUUAAAGCGUGCUCGACUUUAUUUAAAAAAUUAAAAUAUAAAGAGGACUGUAAGCAUUGUUGUGGGUUUGUGGGUUGUUUUUUUUUGUUUGUUUUUAAAACUCUGAGCAAUAUAUUCCAGAGAUAUUAGGGUCUGGUAUCGUAAGUCAGUGCGUGAGCACUUUCCUUCUCUGCAACCCAGCGUUAUCUUAAAUCGCAGGAGGCUCCGGGUAGGUGCCUGCAGAGCGCUUCCUGGUCGCGGGCACAAAGCAGUCAGGCGGGGAAGUGAAACUUGGGUGUAAUCGUGCAAACCAAAGCACUUCGGCCUCGCUAGCGCGGCCGGCGCAGCUCAGAGCUCGACCUGCCGGCAGUCUCCCGGCGCCGAGCUCGGGGACCGCUCACAUCCCGAUACGGCAGCUUAAUCCUUCGCUAAACUCUCCAGCUUCUGUAUUUUUGAGCAGAGUUUCAAACGCCACGAUUGUUAUGAGGUGGAAUUUAGUGCCUUGAGGCAUCGAAACGAAUGAAGGCAUUUAAUUCGGAGAGCUGAAGGCGGCGAGGCAGGAGUUUGUAACCACCUCCCCUUUUGGGACCCUGUUUGCAGAACCUGAAAAGACCGAUACCAACGGCUGCAGUCAGGCUUCGUGACAAGAAGUUGCUUUUCAGAGGAAGGAGCUGUAGUGCUCUGCUGGCCUGUCAGCAGAUUUCUGACAACUCCAGACCCCGUUUGCCCUCGCAGCUGGGAUUUUGCCAUCCCGAACCAGAUAUCUGCCGUUCCCGCGUUGAUACAAGGCGGUCUGUGAAUUGCGGCUGCCAGCUACGUUGCUCAAGGGCGAGGACUCUGGUUUCCCCCCUCCUGUAUAGCUGGACAUUAGAGCAAACACGCCGAGAUGUCUAAAAAGCAAAAUACAAAAGAUCCGUCUGGGUUUAUUUUUGAUGUGCAGUCCAAUACUGUGAUGGCCCAAGGAGGAACCUUUGAAAACAUGAAGGAGAAGAUCAGCGCGGUGCGUGCAAUAGUCCCCAACAGGAGCAACAACGAGAUUGUCCUCGUGCUGCAGCACUUUGACAACUGUGUGGACAAGACGGUGCAAGCCUUUAUGGAAGGCAAUGCCAGUGAAGUACUGAAAGAAUGGACUGUAACAGGCAAAAAAAAGAACAAGAAGAAGAAAACCAAACCGAAACCGCAAGCUGACUCGAGCCCUGGCCUCCCAGACCCCGGUAAAUUGGUGUCCACUGAAGAGGAGCAGUCGGCCAACUCGGAGAAGGGUGGAAUUAACGGUUUCCAUGUCAACGGCUGCGCCCACGACACAGAGUCUGUGGACUCGCUCAGCGAAGGUUUGGAUGCACUUUCAAUUGAUGCCAGAGAGCUGGAGGAUUGCGAGUCUGCGGCACCGGACAUGCCUGAUAGAACAGCAGUGCCUGAACUAGCGAACGGAAUAGCAGACUUUGACACAAAAUCGCUCAUCAUGCAUCCUUCCCAGAGCCCUUCGUCUCUUAGACAGCGGCCUGAGCAGAGGAGCGCUAGCAGGUCUCUGUCCAGAACAGCAGCGAGCAGUUCAAUUCCUGCGUCCCUGUCUGUAACGCGGCUGGAAGAUGUUCCCGUUUCACCUGCAAACAAGAAGCUAGGUUCUAAUAUUGAAAAAUCGGUGAAGGAUCUCCAGCGCUGCACCGUUUCGCUGGCUCGGUACCGGGUCGUGGUGAAGGAGGAAAUGGAUGCUUCCAUUAAGAAGAUGAAGCAGGUCUUUGCUGAACUGCAGAGUAGCCUUAUGGAUCGCGAGGUGGCGUUGCUGGCUGAAAUGGACAAAGUGAAAGCAGAAGCAAUGGAAAUUCUGGUGAGCCGCCAGAAGAAGGCAGAGGCCCUGAAGAAGAUGACUGAUGUGGCAGUGCGAAUGUCGGAGGAGCAGCUGGUCGAGCUCAGAGCCGACAUAAAGCACUUUGUGAGCGAACGGAAGUACGACGAGGACCUGGGCCGGGUGGCGCGGUUCACCUGCGACCUCGACGCGCUGAAGAAGAGCAUCGCCUCGUUCGGGCAAGUUUCCCACCCAAAGAACAGCUACUCCACCCGAUCGCGGUGCAGCUCCGUCACGGCCGCCUCCCUGAGCGGUCCCAGCGCAACCUCUGCUCCCUCCACCCCGGCGUGUGCCUCUGCCUCCGCUGCAAGCCUUACCACGGCGAGCAAGAAGCCCUCGGCGGAGGCAGCUGCGGGGAAUGCCACCGGCCGCCCGCCCCAGCCUUCGCGAGAGGCUUUCCAGGGGAACAGGCGACCGGGAGCGGGGCCCAGGCCCCAGGGCCAGCGCCACGUCAGCCCCCUCGCCCCCGGGCGCUACAACAGCGGCCACCGGCACAGGAACGGGCCCGGCCAGGCCCACGGCCGGCGGCAAACGUCGCCCCUGGCAGCCUCCGCUGGCGGCCCCGGCCACACUCAGCCCACGGGCACCAGCGGCGCCUCGGCACAGCCGGGCCGGCCCGGCCCCCCUCCCUCCGGCACAGAGACCAAGGGGCUCCCGCAGCGUAAGCCCCGAGCCAGUCGCCAGGAGGGAGCGAACUCCUGAGAGCCGCCGGCUCUCCCUUCCUGCCACCCGUCCCACGGGAGAACCAGACUGUAGGAAGCUCCUAGCUAGGCUACUAACGAAGGAAAGUUUACACUUCUCACUUCUUGUGCCAUUUUCUUUUCUCUCUUCCCUUCCUCCCCCCCACCCUCGUCUGCUUUGUGUUCUCAGGCCGGCGCCGCUCCCUCGCAGCGGGGUCAGGCCGCGUCGCUCUCCCCCUUUUCCUUUCCCCUCCAGAAAUCGCCUUUUCUCCGCGAAAUCGCUGGCAGCGCUGGCCCAAGCCCAGCCCGGAGUGUCUUUUUCUUCCGUGCGCCAACACCUGGGCCUCUCCUGGGAGGAGCGGCCCCUGACACCCCCUCCCUUGCGCUGGCAGCGAGGGCGGGUGCUGGGACGCGGGGCCUGGGGAGAGCCGGGGGGGCUGUGGGGGUCGCCGCGACGCGGGGCCGCUUCGUCCACACACUUGGCUGUUCUCUGGUUUGGGGGGGGUGGGGUGGGGUUGGAUCUCUUCUAUUUUAUUCACUUCUUGCCCUGCCUUCCCCCCACGUCUCCACCUGCUCUUUGUCCCUAAAUUAAAUUUAUAGCAAUAUCAAUUAGCAGAGCUAAUCCUGGGAGCCACCGGGGGCAGAGCGCGACGGUCACCCUUUAUUCGCACAGCUAGAAAGGCGGCGUUCAUGGGGGACAGCGCUGUCUGUGCCUCGCCGCCACCGCAGCUCCCCGCUCCAGCCCUCGAGAGGCUGGGGGGGCCUGGGGGGCUCCAGCCUUUGCCCCCCCCGCCCCCCCGUCAUUUUUCAUGCUGUUUUUUUUUUCCCCCCCUCUUUAACCAAAGUUCUCCUGAGUCCGUGGAGUGAAUUAAAUAAACGAAACCCAACUUUGAGCUUUAAAA